UGUGUGUGUGUGUGUGUGUGUGUGCGUGCAGCCUCAGACGGAGCUCUCUCCACUAACGGAUCGGUGUGCCGGCUAUUAGCCCGUUCCUCCCCAGUAAUUAGCCCAGUUGUGUGCCGUUACUCUGCACCAGCAUGUCGUCCAGCACACAGAAGCAGAACCAUGACCAAAACCUGGAGCCAAAGCAGGAGCCGGACCAGGACCAGGAGCCGAAACCGGAGACUAACCAAGCGGUGAAGGAGGAGAAGGCCGAGGAGACCAAGAAUAAAAAAGAUGAGACCGAGAAUAAAAAAGAGGAGACCGAGAAUAAAAAAGAGGAACCGAAGGAGGAGAAGAAAGAGGAGCCGAAGGAGGAGAAGAAAGAGGAGCCGAAAGAGGAAACGAAGGAGGCAAAGAAAGAGGAAGAUACAGGGAAGAAGGAGGCUAAGGAAGAACCAAAGGAGUCCUGGAGGGACAGCAUCUACAACCCCCGGACCGGGGAGUUUAUGGGCCGGACUGCGCGCAGCUGGGGUCUCAUCCUUCUCUUCUACUUCGUCUUCUAUGCCUUUCUGGCUGGGAUGUUCUGUCUUACCAUGUGGGUGAUGUUACAAACUCUGGAUGAAAACACCCCGACCUAUCAGGACCGAGUGGCCAGUCCAGGUUUGGUGAUUCGUCCUCAUGCAGCUGACAUCUCUUACAACCGCAGUGACCCUACAAACUACAAACAGUACACGCAACACCUGCACAACUUCCUGCAGAAUUAUAACGACAGCGUUCAGGAGCGCAACGACCUGUGUCUGGUGGGGGAGUACACAGAUCAGGACACCGAGCCGGUGAAGAAGGUUUGCCAGUUCAAACGCAGUCUGCUGCGCCAAUGCUCCGGUCUGUCUGACACUAGCUUCGGAUACGCCGAGGGGAAACCCUGCAUCAUCAUCAAGAUGAACCGGGUCAUCGGACUGAAACCAAAAGGAGACCCUCUCAUCAACUGUACCGCCAAGGGAGACAGUCCGUUAAAGAUGAAGUACUUCCCGCCAGAGGGACGCCUGGACAAGAUGUUCUUCCCCUACUACGGCAAGAAUGCUCACCCGGACUACGUGCAGCCUCUGGUCGCAGUGCAGCUGUUGCUAUCAAAAGAGGACCUGAACGUGGAGCAGACGGUGGAGUGUAAAGUGGAGGGUUCAGACCUGCUAAACAACGAUGAGCGGGACAAGGCUCUAGGUCGGGUCACUUUCCGGGUCAUGGUGUCCCAGUAAUUGAACCAGCCAGUUAUCCUGGAUCCCACAAACUCAUUUAAAUUGUGAAUGAAUCACUCUGUAAUCCAGACCUGAUCUAAUCCUGGACAUCUGAAUCUGUUUCACCCUAUAUGAGGUCACCUAAACCACUGAGACCUGAUCCUGACCCGGUUUCCUUCCAGAUCCUGGUCCUAAAUGUGGUUCAGGCCUGAUCCUUGUUCAGGUUAGGACAUGAUCUGGGUUCAGUCCUGUUUUUGAAGGUUUUCAGAUGUUGGAGCAGAUCAGGUCUGUUGAAGCAUGUGGACUGGCUGCACAUAGAUGUGUUGUUUUUUAAGUGUAUUUUCAAAGUGUUGUGAUAAAUAGAAAGAGCCCAGCAGUCAGUAAGAGCACAACCAACAGUAUUAUUGAAGACAGGAAAAUUGUUGUUUUUAAACUUUGUAAAAGAUUCAGUUGGUUAGUAAUAGGGCUACUGUUUUCCACAUAUGGGUGCACAUGAACUGCCUUUACGAUAUAAGGAAACUGUACAUGUGAUGACUCAGUUUCCAGCUGUUCAUCCGGCUCAGGGAGGAGGAACUGACAGCAGCAGGAUGGCUGAGCAGGUUUACAGCAGUUUGUCCAGAAAGAGAGCAGUACACUGUAGCACCCAGAUGUUAUAGCAGUAAUCACAGUACUGUCUGUAUGUUCACAUUACACAUCAGCAUUGAACAGAAUAUUCCAGUUUAUGCAAACGACUGCCGAAAAAGAUUUUAGUGUUUAAGCACAAACUUUUCAUAGAUGGGUUAAAGAUGUAGAAAAUGAUAAAUGUUAAGUGUUUCAUCUGAAUGCUUAUUGUAGUAUCCUGUUUCAAAGUGUCCCAGUGUAACACUGACUCUAGAAUAGAGAUGAAUUAUUAAGAUGAUGAAAUCAGGUCUUUUAGAGGGUGCUUUAUACGGGUGUUGACCAGAUGGAACUGAAAGUGCACCCUCUAGAGUUUUAACAAUACACUGUGAGGGAAAACGCUGCCGGUGCUCUACCUGCUGGGACCCCCACCCGUGUUUUUAAAUAUACUUUAUUACACGUGAGUUUUACCAAUAUGUCCAACCUACUGUUGUACAGUUUUUUAAUGUGAAUUUCAAUGUAAUCCAAAUGACUACUGUUGUAUGAUUAUUUA
Messenger RNA from Eleginops maclovinus (Patagonian blennie), 2358 nucleotides. It is a transcript of the gene atp1b3b, whose product is annotated as ATPase Na+/K+ transporting subunit beta 3b. Gene Ontology annotation, biological process: intracellular sodium ion homeostasis; sodium ion export across plasma membrane; intracellular potassium ion homeostasis. The coding region runs from base 132 to 1229 and encodes 365 amino acids. Lineage: Eukaryota; Metazoa; Chordata; Actinopteri; Perciformes; Eleginopidae. Gene Ontology annotation, molecular function: ATPase activator activity. The transcript has 7 exons. Gene Ontology annotation, cellular component: sodium:potassium-exchanging ATPase complex. The record is from RefSeq and is a predicted model, not a curated record.